Molecule: messenger RNA, 2338 nt
Organism: Desarmillaria tabescens
Lineage: Eukaryota; Fungi; Basidiomycota; Agaricomycetes; Agaricales; Physalacriaceae
Product: heat shock protein 70 family
Exons: 13
Coding region: 32-1969 (645 amino acids)
Biological process (GO): protein folding
Cellular component (GO): cytoplasm; mitochondrion
Molecular function (GO): ATP binding; ATP-dependent protein folding chaperone
Source: RefSeq, a predicted model, not a curated record
ACCGGAAUUGCGUUUCUCAUCCUUCCACAUUAUGUUCACCGCUGCUCGUUCUCUACGCUCCUCCGUCUCCAGGACUGGCCAUUAUGCGAGUAUUCCUCGGGCCAUGAUUGCGCGGAAUAUGAAUUCCAAAGUCAACGGCCCUGUCGUCGGUAUUGACUUGGGAACGACAAAUUCCUGCGUUUCCGUGAUGGAGGGCAAAGAGUCGCGGGUGAUUGAGAAUGCUGAGGGUGCCCGGACGACUCCUUCCGUCGUUGCUUUCACCAAGCACGGCGAGCGUCUUGUUGGUCUGCCUGCUAAGCGUCAGGCCGUCGUCAACUCCACAAAUACGGUAUUCGCGUUUAAGCGGCUGAUCGGGCGGCAGUUCAACGACAAGGAGGUCCAGGAUGACAUGAAGCACUGGCCCUUCACCGUGGUGGCCAAGCCCGAUGGACGCCCGGCUGUGGAGGUCGAAAAUGGAGGUCAAAAGCAGCGUUUCUCUGCUGAGGAGCUGUCUUCAAUGGUAUUGUCCAAAAUGCGUGAAACCGCACAGCAAUACCUCAACAAAAAUGUCAACCAUGCCGUUGUCACUGUCCCUGCCUACUUCAACGAUGCCCAGCGGCAGGCUACCAAAGAUGCCGGUCAGAUCGCUGGACUAGACGUUCUUCGAGUCAUCAACGAACCCACCGCUGCCGCCCUAGCAUAUGGUUUGGACCGUAGUGAAUCAUCCGUCAUUGCUGUCUACGAUCUUGGAGGUGGUACUUUCGAUAUCUCCAUCUUGGAAAAGCAAGGAGGGGUCUUCGAGGUCAAGUCAACAAACGGUGACACUCACUUGGGUGGUGAAGAUUUCGAUAUCCUCCUCGUCAACCACAUCUUGAACGAGUUCAAGAAGGAGUCUGGAAUUGACCUCAAUGGAGACCGGAUGGCUAUCCAGCGUAUUCGUGAAGCUGCGGAGAAGGCGAAGAUCGAGCUGUCGUCAACAACGCAAACGGAGAUCAACUUGCCCUUCAUCACUGCCGAUGCUUCAGGUCCCAAGCACAUCAACACCAAGCUAUUGAGAUCACAGUUCGAGAGCUUGGUCGCCCCCUUGGUUCAGCGAACUGUUGAACCUUGCAAGAAGGCGCUCAACGAUGCUGGUGUCAAGGUCACUGAGAUCAAUGAAGUCAUCCUCGUCGGUGGUAUGACCCGCAUGCCUCGCGUUGGUGAGACUGUCAAGUCCGUGUUCGGUCGGGAACCCAGCAAGGGUGUCAACCCCGACGAGGCUGUCGCCAAGGGUGCCGCCAUCCAAGGUGGUGUCUUGGCUGGUAACGUCACCGACAUUCUGCUCCUGGAUGUCACUCCUCUUUCAUUGGGUAUCGAGACUCUCGGUGGUAUCAUGACCAAGCUUAUCAACCGUAACACCACGAUCCCCGCCAAAAAGUCGCAAGUCUUCUCGACCGCCGCCGACGGCCAGACGGCCAUCGAGGUCAAAAUCUACCAGGGUGAACGUGAGCUUGUCCGGGACAACAAGCUCCUUGGUAACUUCAACCUCGUCGGCAUUCCCCCGGCUCCCAAGGGUAUUCCUCAAAUCGAGAUUACCUUCGAUAUCGAUGCCGAUGGUAUUGUCAACGUCUCUGCUAAGGACAAGGCCACCAACAAGGAUCAGUCCAUGACCAUCGCCUCGUCUUCCGGUCUCAGCGACAAGGAUAUCGAGAAGAUGGUCUCUGACGCCGAGCAAUACGCCGAGUCUGACAAGGCCCGCAAGCACCUGAUCGAGGAGGCCAACAGGGCCGACUCUAAGGCUAUGAACGAGUUCAAGGACCAGAUCGACAAGACUGAACAGGAGAAGCUGCGGGAACUCGCUGUCAAGGGACAGGCCGCCGACCCCUCCAUCAACGAGACACAACAGGCGUCCCUGGGUCUCUUCAGCAAGGUGUACGAGAAGCGCAAUGCCGAGGAGAAUGCUUCGCCGUCGUCGGAACCUGAGCCUGAGAAGACUGAGAAGAAAGACUAAGCUUAACACUCUUUCUCUUUCGCCCUUGUCUUUCUUCUCCUUAUUUACAGACAUCUUAGACGACAAAAGUAUCUCGCUUACAUUACUCUAGUGUUGCUCUUUGCUAUUCGCACCCCCACUCAAAUGUUAUUGCUCGCAUUACUCUUAUCUUGGUAUUACAGCCAUACACCGCAUUGUACUUUAUGAAUACAUAUCAUGACAUUCAUUCAGGAUACGUAGACAAGCGCUGGUGUUGGGUACCGCGACCAAUGUAUUAUUAGGACGAGCUUUAUGUAUCAACAGGGAUUCACUAUGCCAUGGUAACGAUUACAAGUUGCUGAGCUCAGAAGUCAUCAUGAGAUGCGCCUUUGCGCCUAGUCACUUUUGGCA